Pichia kudriavzevii is the source of this 2160-nucleotide messenger RNA. RefSeq lists its product as uncharacterized. Gene Ontology annotation, cellular component: fungal-type vacuole membrane. The coding region runs from base 1 to 2160 and encodes 719 amino acids. Gene Ontology annotation, molecular function: oligopeptide transmembrane transporter activity. NCBI's taxonomy places the organism in Eukaryota, Fungi, Ascomycota, Pichiomycetes, Pichiales, Pichiaceae. The transcript has a single exon. The record is from RefSeq and is a predicted model, not a curated record.
AUGAGUUCGAAUUUGGCAUCUACGAUGAAUCUGAACCAAGCCAUAAAACCUGAACAUUCUCAAGUGACUUUCAGAGGGACCGUUGCGGGAUUGGCAAUUGGUACCUUGAUCUUAUUGUCGAACUUCCAGUUUGGUCUCCAAACGGGGUGGGUUUCAAUGAUGUCGUUACCUGCCGCCUUGAUGGCGUUUUCCAUUUUUAAAACAUUUGAUUCUUAUUCUCCCUUAAGUUUUCCAUUCACACCACAGGAAAACGUUUACGUACAGAGCGUUGCUGUUGCCGUUGCUACAGGGCCCUUGGCUUAUGGGUUUAUUGGCAUUAUUCCAGCAAUUGAAAAAUUGCUUACACCAGAAGAAGCUGGUGUGAUCUCUAAAGUGACGGACGGACUUAGGGCUGUCUUCGAGCCCUUCAAACCUUCCUAUAAACUACUCAUCUGGAGUUUAGGACUGGCGUUUUUUGGGGUUUUCUUUGCUGUCCCCCUAAGGGAAGAAUUUAUUGUCCGACAGAAACUACAGUUUCCAAGUGGUAGUGCAACAGCUACUCUGAUUAGUGUCUUUCAUAGAUUUCCUUUACGAUUAAACUCAUCUGACAAUGAGGAAAAUAAUAUGGAUAAUCAAACACAGAUACACGAUGUUGGUUUUCAUGAUCUCGAAAGGGAUCCCAACAAAGCCGACGAAGAGGCGGAAUCAUAUUCAAGAGAUAUGUUAGUGUUGUCUUCAACCGCUAUGAUUUCAGCUAUUUACACCUUGACAUCAUAUUUUAUACCCCAGAUUAAGAUUAUACCAGUGUUGGGAAACUAUUUAUCCAACGAAUACUUGAUAAACUUUACACCGUCUCCCGCUUAUAUUGGGCAAGGCAUUAUUAUGGGAUUUGAAACCACUUGCGGUAUGUUUUUGGGCAUGAUAUUAGGGUGGUUCAUAUUAUCACCCUAUGCUAAAUAUAUGGGUUGGGCUCCAGGAGAAACAGGAGACUGGAAGAACGGGUCUGAAGGCUGGAUCAUGUGGAUUUCUUUAUCCAUCAUGAUAUCUGACUCUGUUGUCUCAUUGGGACUAAUGAAUUACAGACUGAUUAUGUCAUACCUUAGUUAUUUGAGGAACUCAAAGAGACAAUCAAACAUCGAAUCAUCAAGUUUGCUACAAAGUAUCCGCGUUGGCUCACCUGGCAACAACAUCCACAACGGAGAUACUACAAGCACUAGUAAUUCAAGCGGAAAUUCGUACAUGGAUGCAGAUGAGACAGCAAUGACCAAUGCCCCUCAAAACAACAAUGAGGAUAUAUUUGACGAAGAAACGAUCAACUAUAAGGUCCCAGUUAUAGGAUUAUUGCUAUGUAUACCAAUGUUGAUCAUUUCGAUGAAGUUCAUUUUCGGUAAUAUUGUGCCUGCCUGGAUUUUGUUGUUAACGAUCCCAAUAUCUUUGGUGUUAUCAUUAGUUGGAGUGAAAUCUUUGGGAGAAACAGAUUUGAACCCUGUCUCUGGAAUCGGCAAGUUGUCUCAGUUAAUGACAGCUUUGGUGGUCCCCUCUUCAACCCCAGGGGCUGUCUUGAUCAAUUUGGUAGUUGGUGCCAUUUCAGAGGCGACAGCUCAACAGGCAGGAGAUUUGAUGCAAGAUUUGAAAACUGGAUAUUUGCUGCAUGGUUCACCACAGGCCCAAUUUAUAGCGCAAAUUUUUGGUAGUAUCUGGGGUGUUCUAAUUGCUACACCCAUGUACCGCUGGUAUGACAAGAUAUAUCAAAUACCGGGGCCAUUAUUCAAAAUCCCUACAGCUGUUAUAUGGAUUGAUUGUGCCCGGUUAGUCAAUGGCCAUGAACUACCUGAGAAAGUGGGGCUUUUUGUCAUAAUCUUUGGCAUUUUAUCCUUUGUGUUGUCACUAAUAAGAGGCAUAGUAACGUCAGGUAGCAGAUACUACAAAUAUACCAGAUUGAUUCCAAGUGGAGUCUCUGUAGGGAUUGGAAUCUACAACACUCCCUCGUUUACUCUAGCUAGGUUUUUGGGCGGACUGAUUAGUUGGUACUGGAUUAGAAGACUUGCCAACCGUCACAGUUCUCUGGUAGAUAGCGGGAAGGUUAGUUUGAUUAUUUUUAGCAGUGGCUUAGUUUUGGGGGAGGGGCUGUUUAGUGUUGUCAACAUGAUUCUGGCCAGUUUAGGGGUUCCACACUUAUAA